AACCCUCCAUCCCCUCCAGACUCUGCCAGUGCCAGAGGCAGGCGAGAAGGUGCUUGGAGCUGUCUGCAGAGAGCGCAGGCUCUGACAGCCAGGGGAGAGGAGAGAUUGGGAGUUCUCCUUUCAGGGGUAGGAGGGACGGCUGCAGCCGCUCUAUGCAGCCCACGCUGUUGGGUUUGCUGUGUUACCUUCGCCCCAGGCUCUCCAGCUCCUGCAGGCAGCAGGUACUGAUUAAGUGCCGCCCCCCCCCCCCCCCGUUCCCCCAGCACAUGGCAAAGUGAAGGAUUUGGAAGGCUAUUUCAGGGGACUCGCUCAAGGAACUUUGCCUAGUCUCUUCCCACAAACUCCCGUUGGAUACUUGGCUUCAUGGGGCUGUCAGCCACACGCUGAGUGCUCUCUGCUCCCUUCAGGACUGGCCUUUCCUCUCGGGCAGGCAGCAUGAGGGGCUCCUGGGGCAGUUUUCUCCCUCUCACUUUAGCUCUUUUCCUGGGGCUUGGGGAUUCUCAGAGAGACUUUGCUGGAAGAUUUGAUCCGAGUUCUUCAUUCCGAACCGAAGCUGGGAGCAGGGACACAACUCGGCUAAGGCUGCGGAACCAGGGCAAUAACUUGGGACCCACGGGCAAGGUGUACAGCCUGUUCCGAGUGCACAGCCCUCCUUCUGCCUCGGAGCACCUCCCAGCAGCCUCUCAUGUGGAUCGCCCAGCCUGGAUGAGGAGCUCGACAGGAGGGGACAACAGGGAGCAGCCGUCUAUUCCUCCAGAUCACAAACUACCUGCUCCCCAGAGUGCCCGAGGCCAAGCCAGCAACCUGAGGGCAGCUGCAGACUCUCCAGAUGGGACCCUCCUUCAGACCCCUGUGCAGAGGCAGAGGACGGACUCCGCACGCCAGCAGCAAAGAAACGGGCUCAAAGCUCGGACAGUGCCCAGGGCAAAGGUGCAGAAUGCCAGAGGCCGACUCACAGGGCCAAACGUCUGCGGGGGACAAUGCUGCUCAGGGUGGACAACUGCUCCUGGCACAAACCGAUGCAUCAAACCCGUCUGUGACCCUCCAUGCCAGAACAAGGGAUCCUGCAGCCGACCCCAGCUCUGCAUCUGCCGCUCGGGUUUCCAGGGCGCCCAAUGUGAAGAUGUCGUUCCAGAACGAGUGUACCAUCCUCCUGGCUCUGUGGCAGCCCUCCAGCCCCCAGCAGGCUCCCUUCCGAAGAGGGCUGGCAGUGCAGAGAGAGAAGGCUCACCCAGAGGGGCCCAGACACCUAUCCUGCAGCAACCACUAGCUGGGACUCAAGGAAGAAUCGGCUCCCCCGUCUCCCAGCACACUGGGUCUUCACGCACUGUCCGGCGCUACCCAGCUGGUAAUACUCAGCUAACGUCCAAUGCUCUACCCAAUGGGAAUGGGCAUGAACAGACCAGCUCUGGACCACACGCAGCCUAUCAAGAGCAUACGCUGUCUCUCUGGGGGGCCAACCUGACAGAGAAAAUCCGAAAGAUAAAGAUUGUCUUCACCCCCACAAUCUGCAAACAGACAUGCCGGAGCGGCCGCUGCUACAACAGCUGUGAGAAAGGGGACACCACCACCCUGUACAGCCAGGGGGGCCAGACCCAUGACCCCAAGUCUGGCUUCCGCAUCUAUUUCUGCCAGAUCCCCUGCAUGAACGGAGGACGCUGCAUAGGCAGGGAUGAGUGCUGGUGCCCGUCUAACUCCACAGGGAAGUUUUGCCACCUCCCAGUUCCAAAGCUGGAAAAAAAACAAGUGGGAAGAGUCCCAAAGACCCUGGCCAGCGGCUCCAUGAAGCAGUCCAUGUACACGCUGCCUCUGUCCAACCAGCUCGCUUCCUUAAAUCCUUCCCUGGUGAACGUCCACAUCAAGCACCCUCCAGAGGCCACUGUGCAGAUCCACCAGGUGGCCAGGGUGAGGGGAGACUCGGGCCAAUCGGAGGAGAACAGUGUGGAGGCUGUACUCCAGUCUCAGCUACCCACUGGGCCACAGUACAGCUACAGCAAUGGGAACAGCAACAGCAUCACCACAGAGAGUGGCCAGCAGCAGCGGCCCCCGGAGCUUAUGGGGAGAUGUUUCCGGGAGACACUGCAUGGACAGUGUGCUAACCCACUGGCGGGCCUGGCCAAGUUUGAGGAUUGCUGUGGCAGUGUGGGGCUCUUCUGGGGGUUGAACCGGUGCAUCCCAUGUCCCCCGAGACCAGCUCAUCCAGUGAUUGAAAACAGACAGGUGGAGUGUCCCCAAGGAUACAAGAGGCUGAAUCGGAGCCACUGUCAAGAUAUCAACGAGUGCCUGAUGCUUGGCCUGUGUAAAGAUGCCGAAUGUGUGAACACCCGCGGCAGUUUCCUCUGCACCUGCAAACCCGGGACCAUGCUGGACCCGUCCCGCAGUCGCUGUGUCUCGGAUAAGGCCGUGUCCAUGGAGCAGGGGCUGUGCUAUCGCUCAGCAGCAGGAGGCGUCUGUGCCCUACCACUCGCCCAGAGCAUCACCAAACAGAUCUGCUGCUGCAGCCGUGUUGGCAAAGGAUGGGGGAGGAAUUGUGAGAAGUGUCCUAUGCUUGGGUCAGAAGCCUUUAAGGAGAUUUGCCCAGCGGGACAUGGUUACACCUACUCCAGCUCCGAUAUCCGUCUGUCCAUGAGAAAGGCGGAGGCAGAAGAGCUGCCAUUCAGCUCAGAGGAGCAUGGGGAGAGCAGCAACUGGACGUCCAACAGGGCAGCAAAAAGGCCGCAGCUGCAGGAAGCCCUGAGUGGUGGAGUCACAGGUCAUUCUCCAGAUAGUGAGGGCACUGCUGAUGCCACCCAAGAACCUGCCACACACCCAGGGGAUGUAGUGGAGGAGACAUUCCCUCGCCCUCCCUCCCAGCCAGGCCCAGAGGCUGCAGGGGAGGGCACUGCUGCAGCACAGAUCACAGAAAUCGAUAGAUGCUCCUCUGUACCUGACCCGUGUGGCCCAGGCACUUGUGUGAACCUGCCCGGCAGAUACAGCUGCAUGUGUGGCCCUGGCUAUCGGCUGCAUCCUGGCCUCCCCCGAUGCAUUGAUGAUGAUGAGUGUAUGAGAGAUCCCUGCGCUGGGAAGGGUCACUGCAUCAACAGUGUGGGCUCCUACUCCUGCCUCUGCUACCUGGGGUACACCCUGCUUGCCUCCCAGGAUGCACAGACCUGUCAGGAUCUGAAUGAGUGUGAGCAGCCCAACAUGUGCCAGGGGGGGCAGUGCACCAACACACCUGGAUCAUAUCACUGUGAGUGUGCCAGGGGCUACAUCAUGGGCCGCACAGGACAGUGCGAAGACAUUGAUGAGUGUGCUGACCCCAGCACCUGCCCCAGAGGGAGAUGUGUCAAUGUGCUGGGCUCCUAUGAGUGUCUCAGCUGUGCAACCGGUUACCAGCCGAUGAAUGGAAGAUGCGUUGAUGAUGAUGAGUGCUUCACCGUGGGAACCUGUGCUCAUGGACUGUGCAUCAACCUGGCUGGCUCCUUCAGGUGUUCCUGCUACCAUGGCUUUGAGGUGACAGCAGAUGAGAAGAGCUGCCAAGAUAUCGAUGAGUGUGCGACCCACAACCCCUGCCGCAUGGGACUCUGUAUGAACACCGAGGGCUCCUUCUCCUGUGCAGCCUGUGGUGCUGGAUACACCGUGUCCAGAGAUGGCAGCAUGUGUGAAGAUAUCGAUGAGUGCAGCUCACCAACUGCCUGCCCCUUGGGAAUCUGUACCAACACGGACGGCUCCUUUGCCUGCCAAGCCUGCGAUGCUGGCUACAUGCUCUCCUCCAACAGACUCACCUGUGAAAAUAUUGAUGAGUGUGAAGACCCCACCGUUAGCUGCCUCGGAGGAGAGUGCCUGAACACACCGGGCUCCUACGUCUGCCACUGCCACCCUGGAUUUGAGCUGCUCAACGGCACUGUGUGUGAAGACAUGAAUGAGUGCCUGGGCAGUGAGAUCUGCAGCCCCAAUGGCGAGUGUCUGAACAGCCAUGGAUCCUAUUUCUGUAUUUGUGCUCUUGGCUUCUCAAAUGCGGCUGGGGGAGUCAGCUGUCAAGACGUGGAUGAAUGUGCAGACAAAUCCCGGUGUUUGCGAGGCCAGUGUUUCAAUACGGAGGGCUCCUACAGAUGUUUGUGUGAAAAUGGCUUCAUGCACUCACAGGAGACUGAUGACUGUGUAGAUGUGGACGAGUGUGCGGAUUUCGGGGACACUGUGUGCGGCACAUGGAGGUGCCUGAACACCCUGGGUUCAUACCGCUGCGUUAUGGGCUGCCAGCCUGGCUUCCACCGGACACCGCUGGGUGACUGCAUUGACAUAGAUGAAUGUGCCAACGAGACGCUGUGUGGGAGCCACGCCUUCUGUGACAACACGGAUGGCUCAUUCCGCUGCCUCUGCGACAAUGGCUAUGAGAACUUGCCCCCAGGCCAGGACUGCGUGGACGUGAAUGAAUGUGAGCUGAUGGUAGCCGUGUGUGGGACCGCGCUCUGUGAGAACGUGGAGGGAUCAUUCCUGUGCCUGUGCCUCAGUGACCAUGAGGAGUACGACACGGAGGCAGGAGAGUGCCGGCCACGAGCUGGCAUGGGGGAUCCUGAGCGGCCCAUAGCACCACGUCCCGCUGGCUCAGAGCGGAAGGAGUGUUACUAUCACAUCAGUGACGUCCAGCUGUGUGACAGCGUCCUGGCCAAAAACACCACCAAGGAGGAGUGCUGCUGCACCGAGGGGGCUGCUUGGGGGGACAACUGUGAGACCCAUCCCUGCCCUAUCCUGGGCACAGUGGAAUACAGUGAGAUCUGCCCGAGUGGGAAGGGCUAUAUCCCUGUGGAAGGGACUCUGCUCUUUGGACAGACGUCAUACACAGAUGCAGAUGAGUGUGAGAUGUUCGGCCCCGAGAUUUGUCGGAAUGGGCAUUGUGUGAACACGGUGCCAGGGUACAAGUGCUUCUGCCGCUCUGGCUAUCUCUACGACUCUAGCCGGCUCGAGUGUGUGGAUCAAGACGAGUGUGAGAAUGAAAUGUCCUGCGUGAAUGGUGAGUGUCUGAACACAGCCGGCUCCUUCCACUGCUUCUGCAGCCUCCCCCUGGUGCUGGAUGUGACCCGCAACCGCUGCAUCAACGUCUCCAACAGGGCUGAAGACCUGGAUGAACAUGAAAUCCACCUGGACAUCUGUUGGCAGAGAGUCUCCAACUACAUCUGCAACCAGCCACUGCGGGGGCGACGGACCACGUACACCGAGUGCUGCUGCCGCUAUGGCGAGGCCUGGAGCCAGGACUGUGCACUCUGCCCCCAUAGGGCCUCUGAGGAAUUUGCUCACCUGUGUAACGUGGCCAGGGGAGAGACUGAGAGGGAGGCUGGACUACAAGAAAGGCCCGGAUACGAGUAUGGACCAGGCCUAGAAGACUCUCAUUAUGGACUCUAUAGCCCAGACUUAGGGCCCUAUUACAAUUACCUGAGUCCUGAGUAUGGAGCCCCUGAUGCCAGCUUCCCCCAGAGAGAACUGAGCAGUGAGGUUGGUGGCAGCACAUUCCUACGCACUCCUCAGCUCCAUCCAGCGCAGUCCCAGCCCCGCUACCUGCCCAGCCAAACUGGGCAUUUUGACAGCUUUGAGGGACUCCAGGCAGAGGAGUGCGGCAUUCUGAAUGGCUGCGAAAACGGGCGCUGCGUGCGCGUGCAGGAGGGCUACACCUGCGACUGCUUUGACGGCUUCCAGCUGGACAUGACCCACAUGGCCUGUGUAGACAUUAACGAGUGUGAGGAGGUGAGCAGCCCUGAGCCCCUGUGUGAGGGCGGCACCUGUGAAAAUACAGAGGGCUCUUACCGCUGCAACUGCUCACCUGGCUUUGUGGUGCAGGCUGAGCCCCACCGCUGUGCUCCUGCACCCGCCCAGAGCCCAGAGGCAGCACAGCUUUAGGGGAGUGAUGGGGCAAGGGUGGCCCCCCUCAGACACUCUGCUGGUACCUGGAUCCAUCGGCUGGAGAGAGGCCCCCUGGGACUGCAGUAGCUUUGAUGCCCUUUGUUCGUCCCCCAAAGCGCACAACCUUCUUGCCACACCUCGCCUGGCUGGGCCCAUAGGGACAUAGUCCAGGGUAGAGAGCUCCAAGCAUCUGCAGCCACCUCCCUGCCUGGUCUGCUCACCACCAACCUCCUGCUUCUGCCACAACAUGGACCCACAGGGCCCCCCACUCCCCUCCCCCACCAACCUGCAGGGCCCCCCUCCUCUGCACAGACCUGUGAGGCUCACCAUUAUUGAAAUUGCUAAACAGGCCUUAAACUAAGGAACUCUAGCAGCUGAAGCUGCAGAAGGGCAGCACCUUCCCCCAGCUCCUCAGUAACUGGUGUGAAUAGCGGAGAGAAGCCUUAGCCCUUCCCCAGUACCUGGCAGAGGGGUUGAUAGCAAAUCAUGCUGUCCUGUUUGAGGGCUCACAGGACCCUUCACCCCACUCCCACCCAUAGUCUGGAGCCUUCAUAGUUGCCAGUGUUACCCCUCAUUGCUUUAGCUGGUGUCUUUGCCCUGGCCCAAAGCACAGCCUGGUGCAUGAACCCCAGGCCUGGGAGCUUGAGUGUGAGGAGGGCCAGCUCCAGCUUUGUACAGCUGCCACCUGUCCUCUGGAGGUGGCUUGGACUUGGAGCCCAGCAGGUUUGAAAGGCCUGGGGACCCUGCUCUCCCUGGGCACAAGACUUUCACCCCUGCACUUUGUACGAUUGCCUUGCAGUGGAAUGGGGUUCCAGCUUUGUAAAGCUGUUGGUGGCUUUUCCUAAUGGAAUCUGCUAGGGAACAUCUGUUGUUGUUAAAUAAAAUGUUUAUUCGGGGCCCUAUGGCUCA
Molecule: messenger RNA, 6783 nt
Organism: Malaclemys terrapin pileata
Lineage: Eukaryota; Metazoa; Chordata; Testudines; Emydidae
Gene: LTBP2
Product: latent transforming growth factor beta binding protein 2
Exons: 36
Coding region: 436-5871 (1811 amino acids)
Molecular function (GO): calcium ion binding
Source: RefSeq, a predicted model, not a curated record